This is a messenger RNA of Gregarina niphandrodes, 348 nucleotides long. RefSeq names its product macrophage migration inhibitory factor. Bases 1 to 348 code for a protein of 115 amino acids. NCBI's taxonomy places the organism in Eukaryota, Apicomplexa, Conoidasida, Eugregarinorida, Gregarinidae. The transcript is spliced from 2 exons. Gene Ontology annotation, molecular function: phenylpyruvate tautomerase activity; cytokine activity. The record is from RefSeq and is a predicted model, not a curated record.
AUGCCCUACUGCCGAAUUGAGACGAACGUGGCCGCUGAUAAGGUGACCCCUCAGAUGGCUGAGGAGCUAGGCAAGCUUGUAGCCAAGACCACGGGCAAGCCUCUCAGCUACUGUGCGGGGGCUAUUGUUCCAGGCGUUCCCAUGUCCUUCGGCGGCGACGCGGCGACCCCAUGCGCACAGGCGGUAUUGAUGAGCAUUGGCUGUCUUGGUGGCGACUUGAAUAAAAGACACUCGAAAGCCAUUGCGGACUUUACGAACAAGACUCUGGGUGUGGCACCCGAUCGGAUGUAUAUCCAGUUCGUGGACGCUGCUGGUAGCAACGUUGGCUUCAACGGAAACACUUUUUAG